Molecule: messenger RNA, 1197 nt
Organism: Osmia bicornis bicornis
Lineage: Eukaryota; Metazoa; Arthropoda; Insecta; Hymenoptera; Megachilidae
Gene: OSCP1
Product: protein OSCP1
Exons: 4
Coding region: 95-1180 (361 amino acids)
Biological process (GO): transport
Cellular component (GO): cytoplasm; plasma membrane
Source: RefSeq, a predicted model, not a curated record
CCAGGACAACGGUAUUAGUAAACUACAUAAUGUAUGCUUCAAACCAGUAGUCAGUAGUACUUUAUACUUAAAGUGAAUAUUCAUUGUAAUAAAAAUGUCUUUAUGUGCGACUCCAAUUCUUUAUUUAAAUAUGGGUGGGGAAAUGUUAUAUGUUCUACGACAAAGAUUAAAGGCACAGGGGAUCAAUGUUGAUAAAACUAUACAAGUAUUGGAUGAUGUGACUGCUGCUUUACUUAAUCCAAAAAUAUUGUCUUGUAUAUUUGAAGAAAAACCUUUGACUGAAAUACCUGUCCUGAGGCCUACUUUAGAAUGUGUUGUAUUAUCUUCAAUUAUGAAGCUUGAUAAAAAUAGUAUGAAUAAAUUAUUUGAUCUAAUGAUUAUGAUGGUCAAAUAUCAACUAACUGCAGUCACGGGCCCCGUAGAAGUUAUCUUAUCAACAUUAAAUCACACGGAUGCGAUGCGUGAUAUGGUCAGUCAUCCUGAUGCUCAGCGUUGUGCGGGAUUAGUACAUCAGAUGAUAGUUGAUUUUUAUGGUACUUUUACUUUGGAGGAAAUUUGGAAUGCCAGAAAUUGUUGUCUGAAAGAAUUAGAACCAUAUUGUAUACGGGUAUCUAUUCUUCUUAGACUUGGAUUACAAAAUGAUGAUGGUAGUUUCAAUAUAAAACAUCACAAGUACAAUGAAAAAUAUGAAGAAAAUAAAGAUCAUCUUUCUAGCUUAAAACUAUGUGAUGUGGAUCUUAAAACUUAUUGUAAUGAUUCUUUUAAUCUUUUUGGUGAACGCGGUACAUUAUUAGGAAAGAAUAUGUACUCAAUGAUGCACGACAUAUCAAAAUUUGCUUCUGAGCAAGAAAAUGAUAAUUAUUUAAAAGAGUGUGGUACAAGAGCAGAACUUGGUAUGUUAGCUGUCCAACUGGGGACUGAAGAAGCUUCGUAUAAACGUCCUUUUAGUUUGAAUUUACUAUCAAACGAAGAUAAUAACAAUGCAAGUGUAAAAAAAGAGGAUGCUAAUUAUAAAGAAGAUAGCGAAGAUGAUACGACGAUUAUGAAGCAGGAGAAAACGAAAUUUAACGAGGAUUAUAAAACGAAACUUGAUAGUAUACGUGCAGAUCUUUUUGAGGAUGAACAUGAAGGAAUAAAUCAUAAUAUGGAUUUAUUAGAACUUCUAGACAAAACAGAAUAAUUUUUCUUAAUUUAUUU